AGGGGAUUCUGAUUGGUUGCUCAGGAAGGGUUGUCCCGUGACAUUCCGCGGCCGCUGCGGGGGCUUCCAGGGCUUAAGCACACAGCGAACUGAGCGAGCGCGAGGUUCAACAUAUAAAGCUGGGAAGAGCAGAUUCGAUUGGGUCCUGAGAUUUGACUCCAAGGCAAUGUUGCAAAAGACAGUGCUCUUACUGGCCCUGGUGGCUCCGGUACUGACGCUGGAGAAUGGGCUCCUGCGGACACCACCCAUGGGCUGGCUGGCCUGGGAACGUUUCCGCUGUAACAUCGACUGUGAGGAGGAUCCGAAGAACUGCAUCAGUGAACAGCUCUUUAUGGAGAUGGCUGACAGACUGGCUCAGGAUGGAUGGCGGGACCUGGGCUAUGUAUACCUCAACAUCGAUGACUGCUGGAUUGGUGGGCGUGAUGCCUCAGGCCGCCUGAUUCCUGAUCCCAAGCGCUUCCCUCAUGGGAUUGCCUUCCUAGCUGACUAUGCUCAUUCCUUGGGUCUGAAGCUAGGCAUCUAUGAGGACAUGGGCAAAAUGACCUGCAUGGGUUUCCCUGGUACCACCCUGGACAAAGUGGAGCUGGACGCCCAGACCUUCGCAGACUGGAAGGUGGACAUGCUCAAGUUGGAUGGCUGUUUCUCGAGUUCCAAAGAACGUGCGAAGGGGUACCCCAAGAUGGCUGCUGCCCUGAACAGCACGGGCCGUCCCAUCGCCUUUUCUUGCAGCUGGCCAGCCUAUGAAGGGGGCCUACCCCCCAAGGUGAACUACACUGAGAUUGCCAGCAUCUGCAAUCUCUGGCGCAACUACAAAGACAUCCAGGACUCCUGGAAGAGUGUGAUGUCCAUUCUGGACUGGUUUGUGAAACACCAGGACAUAUUGCAGCCGGUGGCGGGUCCUGGGCACUGGAAUGACCCAGACAUGCUGCUCAUCGGCAACUUUGGCCUCAGCUUCGAUGAAUCCCAGGCGCAGAUGGCCCUGUGGACAGUGCUAGCAGCACCCCUCUUCAUGUCCACGGACCUGCGUACCAUCUCCCCCCAGAAUAUGGACAUUCUUCAGAAUCCACUCAUGAUCAAAAUCAAUCAGGACCCCUUGGGCAUCCAGGGACGCAGGAUCCUCAAGAGCAAAUCCCAUAUCGAAGUGUACAAGCGAUAUCUGUCUAACGAGGCCAGUGCCCUGGUCUUCUUCAGCCGCAGGACAGACAUGCCUUUCCAUUUCCACUGCUCCCUCUCCGAACUGAACUACCCCAAAGGCAACGUGUAUGAGGGCCAGAAUGUCUUCACAGGAGAUGUCGUGAGUGGCCUCCAUACUGAAGUCAACUUCACUGUGAUCAUCAAUCCUUCGGGGGUUGUGAUGUGGUACCUAUAUCCCAUCAAGGGCCUGGGGAUAGCCAAGAUGAUGUCCCAGUUGUGAGGACCCAAGAAUGACAGGCUAUGGCAGCCCCACUGAGCCUGGACCGUGGAGCCUUGGCAUGCCAAGGACAUGGCAGGGCUCUGCCCUCCCCAGGCUGCUUGGUGAUGUGACCUCUAUCAUGCCCAAAGUGCGACUUCGGGGCCAGGUUCCAUGCCAUGCCCAGCUGAAGCAGGGGCUCUCUCGGAAACUUUGAACUCUUGGGACAGUUUCCUGUGGCCUUCGGGCCUCUGCCUCCACACCACUCUGCAGAUUUUGCUGAACAACUCAGCCAGCCUCCUGAGCCCCCACGGGCAGGGCCCUGAUGGCCAUUGGACUCCAGCCUCUGACUUUGCUGACUCAGAAAUCAGGAUUUGGAAUUUUUUAAAUUAAGAAUAGAGACCUGACUCCUUGCCAGGAAUUCUCAGAAUCAUGUGAUCGGCCUUCCUCCUGGAGAAGGCCUUUGCAGUUGGUACCCGGGAGUGAGGGAUGGAUCAGAGACCUUUGCUCCUAAUAAAGGUGUUUUUUUAAACUGUU
Arvicanthis niloticus (Nile rat) is the source of this 1927-nucleotide messenger RNA. It is a transcript of the gene Naga, whose product is annotated as alpha-N-acetylgalactosaminidase. Gene Ontology annotation, cellular component: cytoplasm. Gene Ontology annotation, molecular function: alpha-galactosidase activity. Gene Ontology annotation, biological process: glycoside catabolic process; oligosaccharide metabolic process. NCBI's taxonomy places the organism in Eukaryota, Metazoa, Chordata, Mammalia, Rodentia, Muridae. The record is from RefSeq and is a predicted model, not a curated record.